AUGGGGAUCAAACCUAGAUUAUUUGAUAGGAUUCCACAUCGACACGGAAGUUUCGGGGGAUUUAACGUUAUAAAGACCAUUUCAAGGUCUACCCUUUCGCAAGGCAUUCUCUUUUCUACACCACGAUACAGGGCAAUGGUCUCGCACGAAGACCCUGCACGCAACGCCCGGAAACGAGUAUCAAAGGCAUGUCAGGGAUGUAGAUUGAAGAAAUCAAAGGCAUGGGCAUCACAUAAUCACUAUUGCAGUGGAGGCACUCCAUGCGAACGCUGCAAAGCCACAAAAGCCAUUUGUAACUAUCGAAAGAAUAAACCAAAAAGGCAUCGUGUGUUUCCACAGAGUUAUGUGAGGCUUGUCGAAAGUCAACGUGAUUUGGUCAUCCGCGCCCUCCAAGAGCUUUAUCAACGAGCCAUCACGGGGAGAAGCAUAAAACGCAUAGCCAACGAUCAGCCGUUUUCCGUGAAUGAAAUAUUAGACAACUUGGGCAUCUACAAACAAGCAAACGAUGAUUCAUCCAAAACACCCCUAGCCCCCCUGCAAGGGACAGAGUGCACGGAAAUGGAAGACUCAAGCAAACAUCUACACCUAGGAACAUUCGAUCGGAAUAUCGAGGUACAAUCGUGCCCUGACCGUUGGUGCGAGAGUACCAGCAGUAUAUUUUCGGAUUUCGUGCACUUGCCAUCGCCGUUGGCCCUCUCGCCUAGCUUAUUAUCACCAUCACCACCUUAUUGCCAGACAUACCUGAGCUCUGUAUUCACGCAAGACGUCAGGACUUCAUUCCAAACGAAUCGACCUUCGUGUGUCGUGGCAGAAGGUGUCUCGACAAAAGAGGGCAAUAUUUCCUCUCCGUGGGCGAAGUACCGAAUGGCCCUGAAUGCCCCAGACUCAGCGCUGUACGAGCCUUUAGGCACAGAAUUUUAG
This is a messenger RNA of Aspergillus niger, 921 nucleotides long. RefSeq lists its product as uncharacterized. Gene Ontology annotation, molecular function: zinc ion binding; DNA-binding transcription factor activity, RNA polymerase II-specific. The transcript is spliced from 5 exons. Gene Ontology annotation, biological process: regulation of DNA-templated transcription. NCBI's taxonomy places the organism in Eukaryota, Fungi, Ascomycota, Eurotiomycetes, Eurotiales, Aspergillaceae. The coding region runs from base 1 to 921 and encodes 306 amino acids. The record is from RefSeq and is a predicted model, not a curated record.